Molecule: messenger RNA, 1587 nt
Organism: Phyllotreta striolata
Lineage: Eukaryota; Metazoa; Arthropoda; Insecta; Coleoptera; Chrysomelidae
Source: the annotation of a GenBank genome assembly
AUGGAAGGACCCGUAGUAGAAACCAUCGAAGGACAAUUGCGAGGAUGCGUCAGAAAAAAUCUGGACGGCGAGGAAUUUUAUUGCUUUUUGGGCGUCCCUUAUGCCCAGCCGCCUAUUGGAAAUCUCAGAUUCAAGGAUCCCCAACCGUUGAAACCCUGGACAGGGAUCAAGGAUGCGACGAAGGAAGGGCAACGGUUUUACCAAAAGGACAAUAUGGCAAUGUCAAAGACGGUUUGUGGUACCGAAGAUGGUCUACAUCUCAAUGUUUUUACGAAGAAGCCCAUUCCGACGGGGUCCAAGAACCCGGUAAUGGUAUGGAUUCACGGCGGUGGAUUCAAAGAAGGCCGCAACAACACCGACAUUUAUGGGCCGGAGUUCUUAAUGCUCGAAAAUGUUGUCCUCGUUACCAUUAAUUACCGUUUGGGAAUAUUGGGUUCAUUGAAAUUAAACGACCCAUCGCUAGAAGUGCACGGCAACACCAACCUAAAAGACCAAGUGGCAGCUUUGGAAUGGGUGCGAAGGAACAUCGGGAAAUUCGGCGGGGACGCGGAAAACGUAACGAUUUUCGGGGAAAGCGCCGGCGGGGCUUCCGUCCAUUAUCUAACACUCUCGCCGGUCGCCGAAGGAUUGUUUCACAAGGCCAUCAUGCAAAGCGGCGUGGUCUUGAACAGAUGGGCGUACUGUCACGAAUCCUAUCUGGAAGAGCUUAAGAUGGCCGCCGGGAAAUCGGACGCAAGCGAGGCGGAUUUUCUGGCGUAUUUGAGAGAAUUGACGGUUGAGGAAGUGUUUGAAUUGCAGGAGAAAAUAGAUGUUCCAAUUAAGGGUCAAUUCUCACCGAUUCAGGAGCGUCCCCAUCCCGCGGCAUUUCUAACGAAGAACCCCUUGCAUCUAGUACUGCACGAACACAACAACAAAGUACCCAUCCUAAUGGGGUACUGCUCGAACGAAUUCCUCAUAGGAAAAGCAUUGCAACAAAUGGCAGAACAGGAGAAACAGGGCGAAUUGCAGAAGCUAUUCAGCAUGGAAUUCGUCCUGAGCAACUUACUACACGAUGUCGAAACUUCCAUCGUUGAAAAGUUCAUUGAAAGAAUGAAGAAGAUUUACGGGGAAUCAGAAGCAGAUCAAUACCAAUUUUUAUCUGAUGCGUAUUUCGCAAAGGGGAUAUUGCAUUGUGCAGGUAAAUAUGCAAGUGGAGAUGGACCAGCGGUGUAUUUGUAUCGGUUAUCGUUGGACUCUGGUCAAAAUUACACCAAACGAAUGGCGGAUAUAAAAGAUGAAGGAGUGUGCCACAUGGACGAUUUGGGCUACCUUUUCAAGACAGAAACCCUCCCGUUUCCGGAGAAAAACACCCCCGAGUACUCUUACGUGAAACGAUUCGUUAAACUUUGGACGAACUUCGCUAAAUACGGAAACCCUACGCCUAAUAACAGCGACUUCAACAUCAUUUGGGAACCAGUAAAGGACGAGAAGACCAUAAAUUACCUCGACAUCGAUAAGCAACUGACCAAACAAACCAUUCCCAAACAGGAGAUAUUCCAGAUUUGGGAAGAAUUAUAUGAUUGUAUAUCAAAGCAAACUCACGCUUGA